This is a messenger RNA of Scatophagus argus, 5008 nucleotides long. Its product is annotated as protein NLRC3-like. NCBI's taxonomy places the organism in Eukaryota, Metazoa, Chordata, Actinopteri, Scatophagidae. The coding region runs from base 904 to 4251 and encodes 1115 amino acids. The record is from RefSeq and is a predicted model, not a curated record. The transcript has 10 exons. Gene Ontology annotation, molecular function: protein binding.
UAAACUCGAAGCAGCCGCCAUUGAAGACAUCCGCCAUGUUGUGUGGAUGUUUGGGAGCUCACACGGUGUCCGGACAGCCGCCGGACAGCAGCGGUUUGUGUCCACUACAGGACUGAUGUGGAGACAGUGUGGGGCCGAGCUGGACGGGAUAAACUCUCUGAAUAUGCCCUGUGCCUUGGCGAGUCAGUCUCUGGAGCCUGUUGGCCUCACUGACGGGCUGACGGUCCCACAGGGAAAAGUCUGUAACGCGCUGUGGGGCCGCUAAGGGGCGCUGCUGAGUGUCGGACUUUCCCAGCACGUCGCGGUGCCUGAGUUUUAAAGUUACAUUUUUGCAUGUUCUUCUCAAAGACUGUUGGUUUCUUCCUCUCAUGUCUUCAUCUGAAUUCUUUCAUUAGAAGAACCAGCUGAACUCUGUCUCUGUUUGAACCGAUAAUCAAUGCAGAUAAUUUGAGUCCUUUACAGGAAAGUUUGUUGGUGAUUGUGAGGAGUUUUCACUGCCAUAAAAAGUCCAUAUGUUGUGUUUUUAUAAAUGAUGCUUUUAUUGACGGGGAAGUGAUUGAAUGUUAUUAUGCCGCAGUCUUCAUCCUGUGAAGUGAUCAGCUGCUGCAUCGAGUCCUUUUCUACACUGCAGAUGAGAUUCUGUCAGAUCACAUCAGUCCAUCUCAGUCCUUCUGUGUGUCAGUGAAUGCACCGUGUGCUGGGCUGCAGCUCUCUGACUCCAUCUAGUGGACUGAUGGUAGAAGUACAGCAGCUGAUGGCAGCUUCCUCUGCCUCACACUGCUGUGUGACUGCAUUGAACAGACGCUGACAGGAAACAGGAAACGACAGCCAAUCAGAGGAGGAGCAGCUGAUGUGUGGACAGGAGAAAGGACGUAAAGAUGAUUUCAGUGGAUGUGCACAUGAAUGAUUUGUGUUUCCUGUGCAGAUCAAAGUGUGUGUGAGCUGAGCAGCAUGGAUCAGUGUGAGGACAGAGAGGAGGGAGUCCCUCCCUCUAAAACCACUCUGUGUGGGGAACCUGGCAGCCAGACCAGAGCUCAGAGGCCAGAGCUGCAGCACAGACCAGACUCUGCUGGACCUGGAUCUGGACCUGGACCUGGAUCUGGACCCAGCUGUGUGUCCUACAAGAGUGAUUGCUCAAUGGGUGGCCUCAUAGAUUUCAAAGGACACCAACCACCUGCUGCAAAGAGAGUCAAGCAGGAGAGCUCAGAGGUUCCCAGUGGUCAGCAGCAUCAAACACACCUGGACUCCAUAUUUAUGCUGCUGGAGGAGGACAUUGUCAGGUUUGUGAAGAAGGAACUGAAGAGGUUCCAGAAGGUUCUGAGUUCAGAUUACCCAGAAGAGAGUCAGAGGGAGGAUGAGGAGGUGUUGGACGGUGAGGAUGAAGAGCAGAGGAGGAGCCGCAGAAAGGCAUUUCUGAAGAUCACACAGCACUUCCUGAGGAGAAUGAAGCAGGAGGAGCUGGCUGACUGUCUGCAGAGGAAACAUCCAGACAGAAGAGAUUGUCAGCUUAACCUCAAGUCUAACCUGAAGAAGAAGUUCCAGUGUGUGUUUGAGGGGAUUGCUAAAGCAGGAAACCCGACCCUCCUGAAUCAGGUCUACACAGAGCUCUACAUCACAGAGGGAGAGACUGGAGGGGUCAAUGAUGAACAUGAGGUCAGACAGAUUGAAACAGCAUCCAGGAAAACCAGAAGACCAGAGACAACAAUCAGACAUGAAGACAUCUUUAAAGCCUCACCUGGAAGAGAUGGACCAAUCAGAACAGUGAUGACAAAGGGAGUGGCUGGCAUUGGGAAAACAGUCUUAACACAGAAGUUCACUCUGGACUGGGCUGAAGACAAAGCCAACCAGGACGUCCACUUCACAUUUCCAUUCACUUUCAGAGAGCUGAAUGUGCUGAGAGAGAAAAAGUUCAGCUUGGUGGAACUUGUUCAUGACUUCUUCAUUGAAACCAAAGAAGCAGGAAUCUGCAGGUUUGAAGAGUUCCAGGUUGUGUUCAUCUUUGACGGUCUGGAUGAGUGUCGACUUCCUCUGGACUUCCACAACAAUGAGACCCUGACUGAUGUCACAGAGUCCACCUCAGUGGAUGUGCUGCUGACAAACCUCAUCAGGGGGAAUCUGCUUCCCUCUGCUCGCCUCUGGAUAACCACACGACCUGCAGCAGCCAAUCAGAUCCCUCCUGAGUGUGUUGACCUGGUGACAGAGGUCAGAGGGUUCACUGACCCAAAAAAGGAGGAGUUCUUCAGGAAGAGAUCCUGGGAUGAUGAGGAGCAGGCCAGCAGAAUCAUCUCCCACAUCAAGACAUCACGAAGCCUCCACAUCAUGUGCCACAUCCCAGUCUUCUGCUGGAUCACUGCUACAGUUCUGGAGGAUGUGUUGAAGACCAGAGAGGGAGGAGAGUUGCCCAGGACCCUGACUGAGAUGUACAUCCACUUCCUGGUGGUUCAGUCCAAAGUGAAGAACAUCAAGUAUGAUGGAGGAGAUGGGACAGAUCCACAGUGGAAUCCAGACAGCAGGAAGAUGAUCGAGUCUCUGGGAAAACUGGCUUUUGAGCAGCUGCAGAAAGGCAACCUGAUCUUCUAUGAAUCAGACCUGACAGACUGUGGCAUCGAUAUCAGAGCAGCCUCAGUGUACUCAGGAGUGUUCACCCAGAUCUUUAAAGAGGAGAGAGGACUGUACCAGGACAAGGUGUUCUGCUUCAUCCAUCUGAGCGUUCAGGAGUUUCUGGCUGCUCUUCACGUCCAUCAGACAUUCAUCAACUCUGGUGUCAACCUGCUGGCAGAAGAACAACCAACAUCCCAGACAUCUGAAACAAGAACAGGUGAAUCUGCAGAGACACAGUUCUACCAGAGUGCUGUGGACGAGGCCUUGCAGAGUCCAAAUGGACACCUGGACUUGUUCCUUCGCUUCCUCCUGGGACUUUCACUGCAGACCAAUCAGACUCUCCUACGAGGUCUGAUGACACAGACAGGAAAUGGCUCACAGACCCAUCAGGAAACAGUCCAGUACAUCAAGAUGAAGAUUGAAGAGAGUUCAUCUGUGGAUAGAAGAAUCAAUCUGUUCCACUGUCUGAAUGAACUGAAUGAUCGUUCUCUGGUGGAGGAGAUCCAACAGUCCCUGAGGUCAGGAAGUCUCUCCACAGAUGAAUUGUCUCCUGCUCAGUGGUCAGCUCUGGUCUUCAUCUUACUGUCAUCAGGAAAAGAUCUGGACGUGUUUGACCUGAAGAAAUACUCUGCUUCAGAGGAGGCUCUUCUGAGGCUGCUGCCAGUAGUCGAAGCCUCCAACAAAGCUCUACUGAGUGGUUGUAACCUCUCAGAGAGAAGCUGUGAAGCUCUGUCCUCAGUUCUCAGCUCCCAGUCCUCUAGUCUGAGAGAGCUGGACCUGAGUAACAACAGCCUGCAGGAUUCAGGAGUGAAGCUGCUGUCUGCUGGACUCAAGAGUCCACAUUGUACACUGGAGACUCUCAGGCUGUCAGGCUGUCUGAUCACAGAGGAAGGCUGUGCUUCUCUGGCCUCAGCUCUGAGCUCCAAACCCUCCCAUCUGAGACAGCUGGACCUGAGCUACAAUCAUCCAGGAGACUCAGGAGUGGAGCUGCUGUUUGCUGGACUGGAGGAUCCAGCCUGGAGACUGGACACUGUGAGGGUGGAGCCUGCUGGAGUCCGAUGGCUGACACCAGGUCUGAGGAAGUAUUCCUGUGAGCUCACAGUCGACACCAACACAGUAAACAGGAAGAUCAAACUGUCUGAUGGCAACAGGAAGGUGAUGUUUGUGGAGGAGGAUCAGUCGUAUCCUGAUCAUCCAGACAGGUUUGACUGGUGGCCUCAGCUGCUGUGUUCAGAGGGUCUGACUGGUCGCUGCUACUGGGAGGUCGAGUGGACGGGAGAGGUUUCUAUAGCAGUGAGUUACAGAGGAAUCAGAAGGAAAGGACAGAGUGGAGACUGCAGGUUUGGACUGAAUGAUCACUCAUGGAGACUGUGGUGCUCUGAUGAUGGUCAUUACUCUGUCUGCCACAAUAAGACAUCAACACAAAUCCACUUGCCCUCCUCCUCCUCCUCCUCCACCUCCUCCACCACCUCCUACAGAGUUGCAGUGUAUGUGGACUGUCCUGCUGGCACUCUGUCCUUCUACAGAGUCUCCUGUGACAGUCUGAUCCACCUCCACACCUUCAACACCACAUUCACUGAACCUCUUUAUCCUGGCUUUGGGUUCUGGUCCUGGCUCCCUGGUUCCUCAGUGUCUCUGUGUUCUCUGUAGGAGGGAGAGUCUCCUCCUCUUGGAGAAACACAUCAGCUGAGUCUUUAGAUGAAUGAACUUUGUACCAACUGAUUCUCCUCUCACUAACUGUGUGUUGUCAUGUGACUUAUUUUUGUACAUUUAAGAGCAGAUCUUUCAAAUAGUCUCAGUCUUGACUUUUCUUAUUAACUUUGUGGUGAUUCUGUUGUAAAAUCUGUGUGUCUCAGUGUGUAGUUGUGUAUCAGUGUGUAGUUGUGUUUGUUGUCAUGAGGAUGCUCAUCAUGUGAUCAGCUGAUUCUCUCAGUUUAGACUCAAACAUUUCAUCAGUUUCAGCUGCCUGAGCACAGAAACACGGUGAGUUUAUUCUCCUCUUUAAUCACAUUCAUUACGUCACUUUAAACUUGAAUAACAUUUCACUAAAACAUUACAGUAAAUUGAUUUAAUUCAGUUUGACUGUAAAAGUCUUUGUAACCCUGAGAAGGAGACGUUUGUUGGUGUUGAAGUAUUGAACAAAGCUGCUUUUCAAUGUUUGUUUUCAUGAAUUUGUUCUUUAUUUUUGCUUUCAUUAGCUUGACCUUAAAAUGUCAAAUUUCAUCACAAAAAUGCAAAAAUUUGUCAAAUAAAUCAACAAAUUUGUUUGAACAGUUGAUAAGUUUCAGUACUUUAAAUGAACUGAACCUUCAUUUUGUUCUUGGCUUCACUGACUCGUACUGUAAAGGUUUUAAUCAGCUGUUUAGUUUUAAUAUGCAGUCACACAUUAAAGUUAAAUCAAAACACA